AUGGAAUUGCUGGGAAAAUAUGAAAAAAUCGUCAUUUUUCUCCAUGGAAGAGAAUUUUAUUGAGACUCCAUGAUGACUGCUGUUGCUCACUUGCAGGAAACUUGAUGGAAGAUCCAGUUCUGGCUCCAGAUGGCCAGAUUUAUGAGCUGACUACAAUUAUUGCUUAAUUUAAAAACCAAAAAUCUAUACCUUUAUCAGGUUUGACUUUGAAAAGCACAUCUACUACUCUCUUGCAGCUAG
Blepharisma stoltei is the source of this 240-nucleotide messenger RNA. The record is from the annotation of a GenBank genome assembly. Lineage: Eukaryota; Ciliophora; Heterotrichea; Heterotrichida; Blepharismidae.